This is a messenger RNA of Caenorhabditis remanei, 966 nucleotides long. RefSeq lists its product as uncharacterized. The transcript has 2 exons. NCBI's taxonomy places the organism in Eukaryota, Metazoa, Nematoda, Chromadorea, Rhabditida, Rhabditidae. The record is from RefSeq and is a predicted model, not a curated record. The coding region runs from base 1 to 966 and encodes 321 amino acids.
AUGAAUCGCCCUCCUCCGUUAUCCUAUGAGAGUUUAAAAAGUGUUCUCGGACAAAUCGAUGCGAAUACAAGAUUCCGCCUAUUCUCCAGAAUCCCCUCGAUCCGCCCUACCGAGAAAGUAGUUCCACUUUGGAUUCAAACGUUUUCGGCUCGCAAUUACGAAUUCAAAAUCAACAAUACCGAAUAUCAAGUUGGAAUCUAUAAAAAGUACCCACCUGGCAUGACACCUCCAAAAGUCCAGGAAAUCAACAAUUAUGGUGGGCUACAGACUGAUCUAGAUCAGCAUGGGUUUGUAGAUCAUUCUGGAAGGAAUAUGUUGACUCCUGGAGAUGUGGAUUUGCGGGAAUGGUUACCAACUGGUGAACCAUAUCAACAGCGAGAUCUAGAAAAAAGGUUGAAGAAAACGAAAAGAAAAAUUGAAUUUGUGGAGAGCUUUGGACCAAUUUCAGAGGUUCUUGAGGAUGAUAUGGAUCAUGAUGACUUCGAGCUUCGAGAACUGUUUCAAGAAUUUCUAGAGGGGACUGUACAGGCCACCACCGAGCGCCCUCCGGUAUUCGAGAGAGCACGAAAAAUGGCUCAUGACAAGCUAUGCGGAAAAAUCAAGAAUAUUAUGGCAAAACUCCAACCGUUCUACUCCAGACGGGAUGGUGCACCAGUUCCAUUCGAGAGCUUCAUCCAAUUAACUGUAUCUUCGCAACGUCAGAAACAUAUCGAGCGAGUUCAAUACACUAAGAAGCUUCAUGAAUCCGCGAAGUACCUUAGCACUCGCUUGUUUGGAAAUCGGCGUCACCCAGUCCAUAUCAAGUUGCUUACUACUAUUCCUUGCUUGAAUGGGAUAAUGAGACUUCCCGUGGGAUUGCGGUUGAAGAUUAAGGAGAUUGAUCGAGACGCGUAUAUUCAUUUUCUGCAGAGAUCAUUGGCUCCGUUGUUGGAUGCUCCACUGAAGGCACGGAAUACAGUCAAUUGA